Molecule: messenger RNA, 3303 nt
Organism: Diorhabda sublineata
Lineage: Eukaryota; Metazoa; Arthropoda; Insecta; Coleoptera; Chrysomelidae
Product: amyloid-beta-like protein
Exons: 10
Coding region: 137-2458 (773 amino acids)
Biological process (GO): central nervous system development; axonogenesis
Cellular component (GO): neuronal cell body; membrane; neuron projection
Molecular function (GO): transition metal ion binding; heparin binding
Source: RefSeq, a predicted model, not a curated record
UAAGUCAGCGCUUGCGUAUGGUUUUUCCAGUAGGUGGAGCUGGUGUCAGUUGUGAAUUGUGAAUCCACCCAAGAAGCACCGAGUAGCGGUGUCGGUACAUCGGUGAAGUGUGUGUUCUAGUGAAAAAUUUCUUAAAAUGUGGCAAUUACCGAUCAUAAUCUGUGCGAUAUUUACACUGAGUGGAAUUCUCGAUGAUGUUACGGGUCUGGGACUGCAGGAUAAUGGUGGUCUGGGAAGCGCUAAUGGAGGAGCCGUUUCUCAUUUCGAACCACAGGUAGCUAUGUUGUGCGAUUCCGGGAUUCACGGCCAAGAGGCCUACCAUCCCAAAUACAUGACGGAACAGGGAGAAUGGUUUUCAGAUCUUUAUUCGAAGGCAACUUGUUACAAAGAUAAAAUGGAUAUUCUCAACUAUUGCAAAAAGGUAUAUCCCAAGAGAGAUAUAACAAACAUCGUAGAAAGCAGCCAUUACUUGAAAAUUGGAUCUUGGUGUCGCGCUGGGUCGUCAUCAGCAGCUCAAACAAGGGGAAAAUGCAAAACUGCACGAUGGGUGAAACCAUUUAGAUGUUUAGAAGGUCCAUUUCAAUCAGAUGCUCUUUUAGUACCUGAAAAUUGCAUGUUCGAUCACAUUCACAAUCAAAGCAAUUGUUGGACAUUCGGUCGUUGGAAUGCAACAGCAGGAAAUGCUUGUCAAGAUAAAGGAUUACAACUUAGGUCCUUUGCAAUGUUAUUACCAUGCGGAAUUUCUUUGUUCAGCGGUGUAGAAUUCGUAUGUUGUCCAAAACAUUUCAAAGAUAACCUAAAACCAAAGAAACCCAUCGAUCUAACGAUAUUAAAGAAAGAACAAGAAGUUUUCGACAAUAUUGACGACGACGAUGAGGAUGACGACGAUGAAUCCGACGAAGAUAUUGAUAAAGAUGAUCUAGAUGAUCUCGCAGAUGAAACAGAGCUCUCUGAUGAUCCAACUAUUGAUGAUGAAGACGACGAAGACGAUGAUGAUAUGUAUGAUGAAGACAUUGACUGGGAUACGACGCCGUCCAGUACUACCUCAGGAUAUAAAUCUACGGUACCUUCAACUACACCAACCACUACAACUACUGAAAAAACAACUACAGUCGCCACACCAGAUCCUUAUUUCACUCACUUCGAUCCUAGGAAUGAACAUGAAAGUUAUAAAGAAGCGCAAGAGCGUUUGGAAGAAACUCACCGUGAAAAAGUAACGAGGGUGAUGAAAGAUUGGUCGGAUUUGGAAGAAAGAUACCAAGAUAUGCGACAGACUGAUCCCCGAGGAGCCGAUGAAUUUAAACAAAGAAUGACUCAAAGAUUCCAACAAACAGUUCAAGCCCUUGAAGAAGAAGGCGAUGCUGAAAAACAUCAACUAGCAGCUAUGCAUCAACAGCGAGUAUUGGCCCACAUUAACCAGAGAAAGAAAGAAGCUAUGACCUGUUAUACUCAAGCUUUAAAUGAUGUACCACCAAGUACUCAUCGUGUUCAAAAAUGUCUUCAAAAAUUACUGAGAUCUUUACAUAAGGACAGAGCUCAUGCCAUUAGCCACUACCGUCACCUUUUGGCUAACAGUAUAGAAGCUGCUGCUCGAGAACAACCAAGGACACUUGAACGUUUGACUGAUAUUGACAGAAUGGUGAACCAAAGCAUGCAAAUGUUACAAAGGUAUCCCGAAUUGGCAACUAAAAUUGGUCAAUUGAUGGAUGAUUACAUUCAAGCAUUACGAUCAAAGGAUGAAACGCCAGGUUCGUUAUUAGCUAUGACAUCUGAUGCCGAACAGGCCAUUUUAGACAAAUAUAAAACGGAAGUUGCCACUAAACAAGCAGAAAGAGAACGUCAAAGGAUCCAAGAAAAAGAAAGAAAAGAACAAAGGAAAAAGGAAAAGUUAGAACUCAAAGAAGAAAAGAAACGAGUUGAAGAAGCUUUAGGAAAAAAAAUUAGCAACUUUGAUGAUGAAGAUAUGGAAGAUGAAUCAUUACCGGAGGAAAAGACAUCAACAACCUCACAACCAACAUCAGGCAUAACUUUCGCUGAAAUAAUGAGCAAUUCCAUAACUGCAACUUCAGAUAAUCGUAACGUCGAUGACGCUGCAGUACAAGAAGCCGUCGAACAAGUCGCCAAAGCAGCUAGUCAUAGACAAGAUAUCAUUAGAGUAGCACAUGUAAUGAGCCAUGAUAUCAGCCAUGGAGAACCUACUUUCUCUGUAAGAAGAGAAAUAUAUAGCCGUAAAGAUGGUAAGAGUGUCUAUUUCACAUUAGCAUUUGCCGGAAUGGCGUUGAUGGCAGCUAUAGUAGUAGGAGUGGCUGUAGCAAGACGUAAGACAUCUAGAUCACCUCAAAGUCAAGGAUUUGUGGAAGUUGAUCAAGCAGCAACUCCUGAAGAAAGACACGUAGCCAAUAUGCAAAUAAAUGGUUACGAAAAUCCGACUUACAAAUAUUUUGAAGUGAAAGAGUAAUUUGAUGUAUUUUAGUUCGAUAUUUUCGAAAAUUCUCUUUUGCCUGGCAGCACAUAAUUUAUGAUAUUAUUUGAAAGAAAAAUACUGUUUCUUAAUAACUAUGUUAAUAUUUAAAAUUCAAACAAAAUGAUUCAUUAACUUUCUUUGUAAGAAAAAAGUUGUGGUAUUAUUGGAAACCGUUUUUCUUCUAUUAGUGUACAUAAGCAUUCGGCAAAAUAAAUAUUUCAGGUAUGACAUGCUUGUUAAGAAACAUAUUUUAUUGGGUGAAUUUGUUAAGUUUGGACAUUUGCCCCGGUCAAAAUAGACUUUCGAGGUUAAAAUAACUCUAAUAGAGCUUUCAUUUUUUUUGUAAUAGCCGAUUUAAGCCCUUUAUCAGUGAAUUAUCUUGAACUUGCCAUUCAUUUUCUCUAUUUUGACUGGUAUAAUUAUUUUUGAUGCUACUGGGAUCCUAAUCAUUCCAUUAAUUGUGUGUUAAUUGUACUUAAAUAAGCAACUCGAUAAUAAUUCUACAUAUGCAAAAUAAGAUAUACAUAUUUUGAACAAAAAAAAAUUAUGAAAACUUGAAUAGGAAGUAAUAAUUUUUGCAUAUGACAGUCCAAUGUUUAAACGUAUUCAUUUAUAUAGCGAGAUAUAUGUCGGGACGAUAUACCAUAAAAAACUAACGCGAUAUUAGAUAGAAAUUGAACAAAAACAAAAAAAAACAAGCGAUCGUCCACGAUAUUUAUAUUAGUUGCUAGAUGUAUAUGGUACCCUCCAUAUUUAAUACCUAAUGAAAAAUUAGAUUAUAAAAAAAUGCAUGUUAAUCGACAAGCUUUUGUACAGUCGCUUUUUUUUAAAGAUUUUAU